Pleurotus ostreatus (oyster mushroom) is the source of this 672-nucleotide messenger RNA. RefSeq lists its product as uncharacterized. The transcript has 2 exons. NCBI's taxonomy places the organism in Eukaryota, Fungi, Basidiomycota, Agaricomycetes, Agaricales, Pleurotaceae. The coding region runs from base 1 to 672 and encodes 223 amino acids. The record is from RefSeq and is a predicted model, not a curated record.
AUGAUUCCCUCUACGUUGGCCUUCGUCGUCCUCGCAGCGAGUUCCGUUCUUGCUCACCCAACCCUUUCCGUCGAUUAUUCCCAAAAGGACACUGAUUACACUCGCGAACUCGACCUUAUGUCCCGCGACCUGGAAACCGUCACCAGUUUCUACAACCUCGUCAAUGCUCGUGGGUAUGUUGACAAACUGGAUGAGCAUGAGAGAAGAAGCUACGAUGAACUUCAAGGACGCAAUUACGACGACAUCCAGGAGAGGGAUAUAUUGGAAGACUUCUCCCGGUUAAUGGCACGUGCUGGAGGUCGGGGCGGUGGAGGCCGUGGUGGAGGCGGACGCGGGGGUGGCGGCCGUGGAGGAGGUGGUAGGGGCGGAGGAGGAGGAGGCGGUGGAGGUGUUCCAGGCCUCAAGGCUAUUCCACCCGGAGGGAUACCUAAACCUGUUCCUAAAGGAGCACCGAAAUCUCCCGGGCAAGUAUCGAAGCCCGGGGGACCUGCACAGCAACCCACGAAGCCAAAGGCCCCUCCGAAGCAACCAGCGAGCCUUCCGAAGGGAAAGCCCAACUCACUGAGUCCUGCUGGCGCUCCGACGCUGAAAAUUGAUCCGAACACUGUGAUUGAAAAUGUGCCGAAGGUUGUCGAACCAGCGGUGGAGUGGUGGACGCAGCAACAACAGUAG